Molecule: messenger RNA, 285 nt
Organism: Penicillium canescens
Lineage: Eukaryota; Fungi; Ascomycota; Eurotiomycetes; Eurotiales; Aspergillaceae
Exons: 1
Coding region: 1-285 (94 amino acids)
Source: RefSeq, a predicted model, not a curated record
AUGCCUGACAACACUACUGUUUACACUUUGCCUAUCGGGGAAAUGUCUCUGCUAGGUGAUUACUUGGCUGUCGCUAAUGAGAAAGAGCUGCAAUUUGUCGGUAAGCUGAACUCACGGUUUGCACUGAUCCUUUCUAUUCCAAGUUCCACCUUCCAUGACCACUCAACAACGCCAGACACUAGAGGGGAGCGUGACCUAGGCCAGAAAUUACUAUUGCAGCAGCUGAACGAAGAGUUGUGGAUUACUGCAACGGCUGACCGGCCGGUGACCUAUUCUGGAAUUUAA